This is a messenger RNA of Entrophospora candida, 429 nucleotides long. The record is from the annotation of a GenBank genome assembly. Lineage: Eukaryota; Fungi; Glomeromycota; Glomeromycetes; Entrophosporales; Entrophosporaceae.
AUGAACAAAAUUCUAUCAAUUGCUUCUUCUUUCUACCAAUUAAAUACCAUUAAAAUAAAUUCUGACAAAUCAACAUUGAUGGUCAUUAAUUCAUCAGAAAAUGAUAAUGAAACAAAUGCAAUGUUCAAUAACAUACCAAUUCAUUCCACUCCCACAAAUACUCCAGUUAGAAUUCUAGGAGUAUGGUUCAAUACUUCUGGUAAAAUAACAUAUAUGCAACUAAAACAACUUCAAUCUGCAUUAUGGAUCCCUUUCUGCCCAUUAUUGAUGACACAAGCACUUCCUACAAAAUUCAACAACAAAAAUAUUACAGCUGUCUGUGUCACAUUAAUGAUUUCUUUUCAUAUAUCAUGCCAACCUUCGUCAUCUUCUCUUUUAACAUCAAAGAACAAUUACUUUCAUGUGAUUGCUCAAACUUUCUCCCAAUAA